Messenger RNA from Carassius auratus (goldfish), 2292 nucleotides. RefSeq names its product gastrula zinc finger protein XlCGF8.2DB-like. NCBI's taxonomy places the organism in Eukaryota, Metazoa, Chordata, Actinopteri, Cypriniformes, Cyprinidae. Gene Ontology annotation, molecular function: DNA-binding transcription factor activity, RNA polymerase II-specific; RNA polymerase II cis-regulatory region sequence-specific DNA binding. The coding region runs from base 510 to 1661 and encodes 383 amino acids. Gene Ontology annotation, cellular component: transcription regulator complex; PcG protein complex; chromatin. The record is from RefSeq and is a predicted model, not a curated record. The transcript is spliced from 2 exons. Gene Ontology annotation, biological process: regulation of transcription by RNA polymerase II.
AACAGUUUUGACAGAAAAUAGCAAGCAUUAAGUAGAAUGGCCGUUUUAUAUAAGGGAACCUUGUGUGAUUUUCACUGAAAUAUACUUCUCUCAUUUUGUCUUCUAAUCCUCAAUCACGAAGUUGUUGGUGUUUACUGAGUGCCAUGCGAGUCUAUAAUCUUAAAUUAAUUUAUUUGUGCAGAACGGCUUUUUUAACAACACCUUAUACGCACGUAACUUAUUUUUCCUCCUUUUCACUGCUUCUCUCUCCAGUCCAGCGGGUAGCGCCAAAACACACACUUUGUUUUGCUAAACACCAUUAAACCUCGGAAGAAGAAGAUUUGUUUCACCGUGCUCUCUGUUGUUUUGUCGGGAAACAGUUCUAGAUAGUUGUUUCUGUAAAUAGAAAAAUAAAGUUUUUGAAUCAGAUCAGUAAAUACCUGUAAUAUCCACAUCCUCACAGUUCUAAUUCAUUUUUAAAGCAAGCAAGAAUAUCUUGAGUAUCUGAACCCAGAUCUGCUGCUGUGAAGAUGUUGUUUAUUAAAGAAGAGAGUGAAGAGAACACGAGUGAACCAGAAACCUGGAGAAUAAAACAUGAAGAACCAGAAACCUGCAGAAUAAAACAUGAAGAACCAGAAACCUGGAGAAUAAAACACGAGGAACCAGAAGCUUGGAGAAUAAAGCAAGAGGAACAAGGAGGCCUGAUGAAAGUGAAAGUGGAAAAUCAAGAUCUGAAUGAAGUGGAGGAGAAACAUCAGGAUCAGAAAGAUCAUGGUGUCACUGGAGAAAAAUCUGUGAGUUGUAGCGUUCAAAUAACAGACGUCAAAAGGCCUUUCAGCUGCUCUCGGUGUGGAAACACUUACAUACAUAAAAGAAGCCUUAUGAAACACAUGAGAAGUCAUAGUGAGGAAGAGCCUUCCAGCUGCUCUCAGUGUGGAAAGAGUUUCACAUGUAACAGAAGCCUUGAGGAUCACAUGUUAAUUCAUACUGGAAUAAAGCCUUUCUCCUGCUCUCAGUCUGCAAACACUUUCAAACAGAAAGAAAGCCUUAUGAAACAGAUGAAAAUCCAUAGUCGGGAAAAGCCUUUCAGUUGCUCUCAGUGUGGGAAAACGUUCACGUGUAACAAAAAUCUUAAGGAUCACAUGUUAAUUCAUGCUGGAAUAAAGCCUUUCUCCUGCUCUCAGUGUGGAAAGAGUUUUACACAGAAAAUACACCUUCAGAAUCAUCUGGUAACUCACACUUUAGAAAAGCCUUUCAUCUGCUCUCAGUGUGGAAACACUUUCACACGUAAAGCAAACCUUAAGAAACACAUGUUAAUUCAUACUGGGAUAAAGCCUUUCUCCUGCUCUCAGUGUGGAAAGAGUUUUACACAGAAAGGACACCUUUAUCAUCAUUUGGUAACUCACUCUUCAGAAAAGCCUUUUACCUGCUCUGAGUGUGGAAAGUCUUUCACACGUAAAGGAUACCUUGAGACUCACAUGUCAUUUCACACUGGAAGUAAACCUUUCACCUGCUCUGAGUGUGGAAAGAGUUUCAUAUGUAAAGGAAUCCUGAGGAAUCACAUGAUAAUUCAUGCUGGAAUAAAGCCUUUCAGCUGCUCUCAGUGCGGAAAGAGUUUUACACAGAAAGGACACCUUAAGGUUCACACUGCCAAUACACAUUUAUCUGCAAAGAACACGUAAAAUGAAAUUUUGCAUCUGAUAACAUAAACUUGUGCGCUGUGUAGUGAUGGAUAUUGUUACGUUUUUAAAGGUAUUACAGCUCUAACUGAUACUUCUGAUUCUUAUUGGUUCUUUUGACAUUUGAAAAGAAAAACAAAUCAGACAUUUUAAAGAAAUUAAGAACACAUUCAGAACAUUGCUGACAUUUUAUAGUUUCUCAGUCCCUUUGGCCCAAAUACAAAAAUGCAUUUAUUGUUCACACCAGAUUUGAAAUUCUUAAUCAUUUAAACAAACUGCAGAUGUUUUGGCAUGUGUGCCAAAGGAUAAGUAUUGUCUACAAUUUGUGCAAUAACUAAAUGAACUAAAUAACUUCUGAGACAAAUUAUUUAUACAUUUUUCAUCAUGUGUGGCUUCACAUACAAAAUGAUCCCAAAUCUGUAAAAUGUACUUAUAUACACAAAUAUCUACCAAUGUCCAACAAGAUGUAAACUUGUAGCAUUAGUAUUUUUUUUUUUUUUUUUGCCUCUAUCUCUCUGAGGGAUGGCAUUUUGAGGCAGGUUUAUUUUUCCCACUGUUUCUUUAUGAAAGAAAUGUGUAAAAAAUAUACAUGCGAAUGUUAAUUUUCUGUUUACAUGCAACACACUACUACACG